Molecule: messenger RNA, 573 nt
Organism: Orbilia oligospora ATCC 24927
Lineage: Eukaryota; Fungi; Ascomycota; Orbiliomycetes; Orbiliales; Orbiliaceae
Exons: 4
Coding region: 1-573 (190 amino acids)
Cellular component (GO): membrane; intracellular membrane-bounded organelle; cytosol
Molecular function (GO): calcium ion binding
Source: RefSeq, a predicted model, not a curated record
AUGGGAAAGAAUCAGUCUAAACUCUCCCAACAGGAGAUUGAUGAUCUCCAGAAAAAUACACAUUUCGAUAGAAAGGAGCUUCAGCAAUGGUACAAAGGUUUCUUGAAGGAUUGCCCGUCAGGCUCCCUUAACAAACAAGAGUUCCAGAAAAUUUACAAACAGUUCUUUCCGUUUGGCGACCCGACUAAUUUCGCUGAUUACGUCUUCAAUGUCUUCGACUCCGAUCAUUCCGGAACUAUUGACUUCAAGGAGUUUAUCUGUGCUUUGAGCGUUACUUCGCGAGGGACCCUGGAAGACAAGUUACAAUGGGCUUUCCAGCUGUACGACAUCGAUGGUAACGGUGAGAUUUCGUACGAUGAAAUGCUCAAGAUCGUCGAAGCGAUUUAUAAGAUGGUCGGCACGAUGGUAAAAUUACCAGAAGAUGAAGACACCCCAGAAAAGCGUGUUCGAAAGAUCUUCCGCAUGAUGGACAAAGAUGAGAGUAACAGUCUCACACUAGAGGAGUUCCGUGAAGGCAGCCAGAGGGAUCAGACUAUCGUCUCGGCGCUGUCGCUUUAUGAUGGAUUAGUCUAG